AUGACUACAGCCAGCAGCACUUCCCCGUUGCGGAUUGGAGUGGUGGGAUAUGGGCACCUGGGGCAGUUCUUGGUGGAGAGGAUUUUAUCGGAGGGUCCUGAAGUGGGACUGGAGCUGGCUUUUGUUUGGAACAGAAAUGCAGACAAACUCAAAGGCGAGGUCCCACCACAGCUCAUUCUCCAGGACCUGUCAUCAUUUGCUCAGAGAGGGUGUGACGUCAUCGUGGAGGUGUGCCAUCCUCACAUCGUGCAGGAGUUUGGAGAGAGAUUUCUGUCAAAGUCUCACUUCCUGGUGGGUUCUCCCUCCGCCCUCUCAGAGCCGAAGCUGAACCAGCAGCUCAGGAGGGCAGCUCAGCAGGGGGGCCGGACUCUGUAUGUGCCCAGUGGAGCUCUGUGGGGGGGGCAGGACAUUCAGAGGCUCAGCGACAGUGGGGCCUUGAAGGCGCUAUUCAUCCGAAUGUCCAAGCACCCGUCCUGUUUCCGGCUGACCAACGACGUGCUCUCUGAUUGGUCGGAGGCUGAGGGUAGGCGGGUGCUGUUCAGAGGCUCAGUGGCGGAGUUAUGCCCACUCGCCCCCAACAACGUGAACACUAUGGCAGCUGCGGCGGUGGCAGCAGGAGCUCUGGGCUUCGCCGGGGUGCAGGGGGAAAUAGUGUCCGAUACAGAGCUGAGCGACUAUCACGUCGUGGAGGUAGAAGUGACAGGUCCUGAUGGCUUCACAGUGCACACAGUGAGAAGAAAUCCUGCCAAACUUGGAGCUGUGACCGGCGCCGCUACAUACAAGUCAUUUUGGAACAGCUUGCUCGUUUGCAAAGGCCACGGCGGACGCGUUUACCUGUGCUGA
Molecule: messenger RNA, 843 nt
Organism: Knipowitschia caucasica
Lineage: Eukaryota; Metazoa; Chordata; Actinopteri; Gobiiformes; Gobiidae
Source: the annotation of a GenBank genome assembly